CUGCGUAUUCACACAGUUCCAGCCAACGAACCUGGUGGUGAUACCCUCUGGGCAUCAGGGUACGAGGUCUAUGAGCGCUUGUCAACUAUUUGGCAAAGGUUUGCCGAGGGUCUGACUGCAACCCAUCAUCAGCCUAAUGUCCUAGAAGUUGUGAAAAAGCACGGUGUUGAGCUCAUCAACGGCGAGCUUUGGUCUCCUGAGAAUACUGGGCUGGACUUCAAGGCUUCGCACCCUGUUGUGCGGACAAACCCAGUGACGGGAUGGAAGAGCCUGUAUGGACUCGGUGCCCAGGUGGAGAAGGGUUGGAUUGACGGCGUGACGGAGCAUGAGAGCGAGCUGAUUAAAGCUUACUUUUACGACAUCAUCGCCAAAAACCACGACAUUCAGGUUCGCUUCCGAUGGAACGCUGGUGACGUUGCUAUCUGGGACAAUCGUUCGGCCUUCCACACUCCAACAAACGACUACGAGGGUGUACGCCAAGGCAAUCGAGUCGUUUCCAUCGGCGAGAAGCCGUACUACGACCCCAACUCGGUAUCUCGCCGAGAGGCUCUGAGCGCCCUUGCAAGGAAACGAACUGGAUCCUCAAGUAAAUAA
Clonostachys rhizophaga is the source of this 594-nucleotide messenger RNA. Lineage: Eukaryota; Fungi; Ascomycota; Sordariomycetes; Hypocreales; Bionectriaceae. The record is from the annotation of a GenBank genome assembly.